GGGCGGAAGUCAGCUACGUCAUCACAACAGUAAAAGCUGUCUCUCCGUGGAUGUGACACGCUUACAGAUCCACCAAAAACAAGCCGGAGCCAGGCAGCUGCAGGACACCAUGAUCCGGAUCCAGCAGAGUGUCUGAACCCGCUCCAAGCAGCCGCACCGCCGUACCUUCCUGUCGCCUCUGCUCACCGUCUUCACCAUGGUGGAGCAAUCGGACCGAGCCCCGCUGCUGGACUGGGAGGAGAUCCCACCGCCCGACGCCAAUCAAGCGGCCCAGCCACCGCCUGAGCCGCAGCGGGAGAACGGCACCGACGAUGCGGGGAAAAGUUCGCAGCCGAGCGGCAGGCGAACACCGACGAUCACCGCGUCCGGUACGGGGCGGAGCUGCGGCGUCCCUACCGCCGUCACCUACAGCCCCACACGAAACAUAACAGCUGUUGUUGUGAGCCGGGAGAAGCGCCCCGGGUGCGGCUUCGAUCGCCCAGAGCUCCUCGGUCCGGGUGGUGGUUUCUCGUUCCCCGGUCUGUCAGGGAGGGAUCAGUGGGAGGAAAAGGACCAGAUCCUGGCUGUGUUUGUGGUGACUUUUGGCACGAGAUCAGGGAAUAUGGUGGAAUGGUGCCUGCCGCAUGACAUUAACCUGGACGGAGUGGAGUUUAAGUCAAUGGCCAGCGGCUCCCAUCGGAUCACCAGCGACUUCAUAUAUUUUCGUAAAGGAAGUUACUUUGGGCUGGCGUGCUUUGCAAACAUGCCUGUGGAGAGUCAGCUGGAGCGCGGUGCGAGGAUGAAGUCGGUGGGAGUCCUGUCUCCUUCCUACACCCUGCUGUACCGCUACAUGCACUUCCUGGAGAACCAAGUCAGACACCAGCUACAGUGUCCAGGCCAGUAUUCUCCUCUGGAGGCAUUUUAUGAAGAUAAGAAGGCAGUUCUUCCCGCGACAGGAAACGGUUUGGUCACAUCGUGCCCGACCUGGACCGUUGCCUCCAUAAACCGCUGCAUGCACCCGGAGAUGAAGAUCACCCACCCAGCUGGCUGUAUGUCCCAGUUUAUCCAGUUUUUUGGGGAUCAGAUCAUGGUUCUCUGGAAGUUUGUUCUGCUUCGGAAGCGCCUCCUCAUCUUCUCUCCACCACCCAUAGGCGUGGUCUGCUACAGGGUGUAUUGCUGUUGCUGCCUGGCCAAUGUCUCUAUCCCUGGAAUCGGGGUAUCUGUGCCAGAAUUGCGUCCGUUUUUCUACGUCAACAUUGCUGACAUCAGCACCCUGGAAACAGAGCUUUCAUAUGUUGCUUGCACCACAGAGAAGAUUUUUGAGGACAAAAAGGACCUGUAUGAUAUCUACAUUGACAACCAGAAUGUAAAGACACACAGAAGCCUUCUGCAGCCGCUGCUCAGGCUGAAUGCAGCAGAUAAGGAGAAGUACAGGAAGCUAAGUGAACAGAGACAAAUGCUGCUGUACUCUCAGGAGGUGGAGGAAGACUGCACGGCUAACGAAGAGGAUCUUUUCAUUUUGUUCUUCAUGGAGCUGAACAACCGGAUCUUCCAAACUCUGGCUGAGGUGGCAGGGAGCUCCGAUCCCACCAUCACUGCUGAUCACAUGAGGGCCAUGGGGCUGGAUCCCCAGGGGGACCGCUCCUUCCUGGAGGACCUGCUGGAGGUGUACGGUAUCGACGUCACACUUGUCAUAGACAACCUCUGCUGCUCCUGAGCUCGCCUGCCUCUGACAAACCAGCAGGGUGCCAGUGAACAUCAGGCCCCCCCCACCACACACCGAUACACUGGAAACACUGCCUCCAUCAGGGAGUUUAAAUAUGUUGUCUGCUGUUCACCUCUGGGUUUCUGGACCUGUGGAGAGAACCCACUGUGGGUGAUUUAAACACUCAGUGGCCAGAAGAGGCUGAAGACCAGCUGAUGCACAUGCAGAUGUAGCUCCUCUAGUUUGACCUGGAUUCUGGUAGACUGGGUCAGAGGUUCUGGCUGAGAUCAAGUCUUCACCGCUGGAUGAUUGUCUCAUCAUGGUCUUGUUUUCACGAUAUUCACCGCCCUGCGGCUCGGGUGUCCACCACUGCUUUGUCUGAAGAAUGCUGUCGUGUUUGGAACAAGGUUCUCCCGCAUAGAAACGGAUUAUUGUGCAUUGAAUUCCUUUCACUGAAUAUUAAAUGGACUUCAACCUCUUCACAGCUCUAUGACCUUGAUCUCCUCUGGUUCUGAUAAACCAAAUUAAAAUAGUAAAGACUUAAUUUUCCUUUCAGAAAGGAAGCAAUACGAGGACAAAAAAACAAACACAUUUCCUCCCUGUUUUUACGGCUGCUAUCCCCAGAGCUGAGGAUGUAAUGAGUGUGAUUUCUACUUUAUAACUGGAAGAGGUAAUUAUUACAGACCUGCAGCACCGAUUAGAAGCUUGCAUUCAGUCAUGAGGGCCAUGAAUAUGAUUCAUUGUGAGCUUUUAAGGACAUGUUUGAGUACUUCUUUGCCUGGAGCAGUCUAAUAAUACAAGAUCCAUUUCCAUUUUUUUAAAGAAAUAAGUUGUUUCAGAUGUACUGUGAACUUUCCUUAUUUCCAGUUUGAGUCAAAUACAAACAUUUAUGCGGCACCCGAGUAAAGGUUUCUUACCUAGCUUCACCUGACCUUUGUAUGGAUAGUUUAACACUGUCUGUUCAGGUUUUUCAGAGUCCAAUAAAAACUGGUUUGUUUUCAGGGAAGAGAAUCCCUGAGAAGAGGGGAAGUUCUUCAUCAGAACCUCUGAUUUGUUUUGGACUCUGUUUUUUUGAAAGACCCAACGAUGUCUAAGUUUCAACCAUCCAGCAGUCUUUGUUGGGAUGAAGUUGAGGACCUUUGAAGUAGCCUUUUUCUUUCAUUUUUUUUAUCCACUCACAGUAUAAUGCUGCCAUUACCAUGCUUUACAGUUUGGGCACAGUUUCCUGUGUUUAGGUUUAGUGGGUCAGUAUUUUUAUUUUUUUUUUGGGUCAGUAACAUCUGAGUCAGCUUGGAGUAAACCUCCCUGUGAACCUCUUUAGAUGAGCUCUAGCCUAUUGGGUUGGAGGAGAGGACGGUGCCUCUAGCUUUAUGUCAGCUGCAAAAUACAGGUGGUUUCAUAGCAGCUUACUUAAGGUCUGUGACCAAACUAUUAUUAAUGAUACAUGUUUGUAUUUGACCUUCUAUGUUUACUUGCGACUAGAUGAGAAAACUCCCUUAAUUCAGAUUCUGUGUAAAUAUGAACUUCAUGCCCGUAAUGACUGUAUGUAAACUUCUGACACGGUGCGAGAUGGGGAAAACAUGCUGUUAAUUGGUAUGAUAAGCUUUAUGCACUUUCACCACAGAUCCUGUCUGCUCAUGUCUGUCAGACUAUGGGAUAGGUGCAUUCUGGGACAUGUAGUUGUAUUGGUUUGUUUGAGAGAGCUCCUCUUUUGUUAUAUUUAGAGGGUUUUAGUGAACAUGCACCACAUGCGCUGAAUGCUGCACUCUGUUGAACACCGGAUAUUUUACUCACACUAGUUCAUCCUUAAAUAUAACCUUUUAAGACUCAAAGGAGCCAUUUCUAGCUGGUUACCCGAUAAACUAGGAAGACUAAGACUCCUCUUAGCUCAUAGUUUUUGACUUUAUACAGCAACUUUAGGCAGAGUCACCUGUCCCCUAGUUUAUGAUGUUCUUCAUUAAUGCUCCCAUUAAUCAGAUUAAACUUCAGAAACGGAUGGGGCGUUCAUUUCUUCGGUCGUAUUGCUAAUUUCAGUUCUAAUUUGUUCCAUGUUGGAACACAGGAAGCUCAUUAUCUUCACCAUGAUCAUUUAUUCCAGGAUUUCAACUCUCUAAUGGUCCAACAAUAAACUAAAUGUUCGUACUUAAACAUUUCACUGAAAUCUUUUUGUUGUUUAGAAUAUUUGAAUUCCUGAUCUAAUGUUGUAGAAGCUGUAUUUGGACUGUAUGCCUGUUUGUCUUUUGAGUUUGUAAUGGGGAAGGAAAUGCACUAAGAGUUGGAAAACAAAGUGGCAAUUAAGCUUUAUUUCAAAUUUGGGGCCUUAAAUUGUACUUUUUUUUUGACAUUGACAGAAAAGUGUUUAGUUUUUUUAUUUCUAUAUGCUGAAAUAGGUGCUUCACUCUAUACAUCAGCAGAUAUGUAUUUCCUCUGAAAGCUUUUCCUCAGCAGAUAUAAUGUAAAGGGAAUGUAAACACACAUACCACUGUACAAAAUGCCUUUCUGGAGGGAAUAUUCCCAGAUGCGGAUGGGCAUCAGCUUAACUCACAGGGUAGUGUCACACUAUACUGAAUGUCAAAGACAGCAGAGGUACUGCAGCCAUGCCACAGCAUCUAGGCAGCUUUUUAUCUCCACUGCAUCGUAAUCACCAAGUAGCAGUGACGCCUCAUCUAAUGUGGAACACAGUAAAUGGUUACUUAUCUACACAAAGACCAACAGCAUGAUUACCUUUCAGCUCCACUGUAAAACAAGAAAUGCUGAUUCUAGUUCAGUGCUAUUAAAGUCCAAGAUUCUAACCAUAAAA
Cyprinodon tularosa is the source of this 4484-nucleotide messenger RNA. It is a transcript of the gene dennd11, whose product is annotated as DENN domain containing 11. Lineage: Eukaryota; Metazoa; Chordata; Actinopteri; Cyprinodontiformes; Cyprinodontidae. The coding region runs from base 197 to 1696 and encodes 499 amino acids. The record is from RefSeq and is a predicted model, not a curated record. Gene Ontology annotation, cellular component: cytoplasm. The transcript is spliced from 9 exons.